Arachis ipaensis is the source of this 1004-nucleotide messenger RNA. Its product is annotated as beta-carotene isomerase D27, chloroplastic. The record is from RefSeq and is a predicted model, not a curated record. NCBI's taxonomy places the organism in Eukaryota, Viridiplantae, Streptophyta, Magnoliopsida, Fabales, Fabaceae. Gene Ontology annotation, biological process: strigolactone biosynthetic process. Gene Ontology annotation, molecular function: iron ion binding; cis-trans isomerase activity. Gene Ontology annotation, cellular component: plastid.
UCAUCAUCGGUGAUCAUCACAAAUUAAACGAUGGAAGCAAAGUUUUUUCCAUACAACAACACACUACUACGUAUACGGUGUUCAUCAAAAGCACACUUGAUGAUGAAACGUAAACCAGAUGUUAUAGUAGCGAUGCACACAAGGCAUCAUCGUUCCUCUUCAGAUGAAUCUAGUAGUUUGAUCCACAAAGAUAAUUGGUUUGAUCGCUUAGCCAUAAACCAUCUUUCAAAAUGUGUUCAAGAUGCCACAGGAUUAAGGAACAGUAAGAGCGGGUAUGAGAGCCUCGUAGAGGCAGCUACGGUGGCUUCCCAGAAAUUCGAUCCCAUUCAGCAACGACAGCUUGUCAUUCAAGCUCUUCACACAACCUUACCAAACUUCAUAUUUUCAUUCACGAAAAUGUUACCACCAUCGAAAUUCACAAGACAAGUAUUUGCAGCUUUUACCACCUUGUUCUUUGCCUGGUUAAUUGGCCCCUCUCAGGUUAGAGAAUCGGAGGUCAACGGAAGAAAGGAAAAAAACGUGGUUUACUUCAAAAAAUGCAGGUUUUUAGAAGAGAUGAAUUUUGUAGGAAUGUGUACUAAUCUCUGUAAAAUUCCAACUCAAUCGUUUAUAAAGGACUCUAUGGGUAUGCCAGUUACCAUGGUCCCUAAUUUUGAUGACAUGAGUUGUGAAAUGAUAUUUGGGCAGGAUCCUCCACCAUUAAUUGAUGAUCCAGCACUAAAGCAACCCUGCUAUAAACUAUGCAAGGCAAAGAAAAAGCAUGAAACGGAUAACUGCCUCAGUUAGUGCAGAGGGUAUGUAUAAAUAUAGAGAAGUGCUUCCAUUUGGUUUAAGGAGAGCAAGGAUGGAGCAAGAAUAAUGUCUCCCACGUUGAUUAAAGUGCUCUACCGCACUCUAAACCAAUCAUUUCCAAGUUGAUUUCCAUCAUUUUAAUUACUACCUUCAAUAAUGUCAUUUUCACAUCUAUGUAAACUUAUUAAUAGGAAACUUCUUCUAUAUAUUUA